AUGUCCGCCUCUCGCUACCCAGACAACAACAGCAACAGUAGCAACAACAAUAACAACAGAUACGGACGCGACAGAUCGCCUGCGUAUCGCGACCGACGACCGUCCAACUUUGGUGGUGUGUACCCUCCACGGGGUAACGAGCCCAACAGAGCAAACCCUGAGCCUGGCGUGUUUCCACCCAGAGACACUCCCAGAGGUCCCAAGUCCUUGGCUGAUACACCACGUGGUCCAGCGCCAGCACCAUUAGCAAACGUACCUUCUGGACGAGGGAGAGGAUUCCCAGGUCGGGGUGAGCCCACUCCUCUGCGGGAGGCCCCGCCGCUGAGUAGUGGGACUCUCCCAUCGCUCAACACCCACAAUUCUUGGAGAGCCGACCGACCUGAUCGCGACCAUCGUGAGCGGGAUUUUGAUCGAAGGGAGAGGCGGCCUAGUCCUCCACGACGAUCACCUAUUCGAGAUUCGCGAGAUCCGCGCGAUCAGAGAGAAUUUUUACCGCGCGAUCUAGACGUCAAUCGUGCACGACGAAAUUCUCGCGAAGGUCCUCCGUCUGCAGGGUCUACGUUUUCAGACGCUCCCACUCUUGGCGCUGGGUCGUCAUAUCGUGGGAGUGGGAUAGGGCGGGGUCGAGGUGGUAGCCAUUUUGGGGGACGCGGCAGAAACUUCCACAACGAUGACAGAGAUCGACAUCAUGAAGUCCGUGACCGCAUCCCAGAUCGAUCCUAUCGCCCACGCAGCCGUUCACCUCCGAUACGUCGAGAACGAGAUCCUCGAGAUGAGCGAGAUUUCGACAGAAGAGAUCGUGAUGAUCGGAGGUUUGUGCCAAGAGAGUAUGAUUCUUAUAUAGGACCCGCUGGUGCAGCCAAACCAGGUUUGAGAGCUCUGGAUACGCACCGUGGUCCGGGACCUUCUGACUUGCGACACAUUCCAGGAACACCUACUGGACCGACGCCUCAUUCUGCGCACCAUGUGUCUCCAGCGGACCGGCUAGGACCCCAGGUGGAUUCUUAUUCCCGCCGCUCUUCUGUUGCCAUGGAACCUUCGAGUGCUAAAGAUUCCCGUCGGGACCCCGGCAAGGAUGAUCUUUUGCUGGCCAGCCGCGCAGAAGCAUCGAGAGAAAGGUAUGCGCCACGCGCUUCGUCUCCGCCCGCUUCCAUUCCGGCAUUCGGUGGAUCCAAUGUCUGGAGAAACCCAAAUACUACAAUUGAUAGCAAACCAAGCACGGCCAUUGCACCACCGCCAAAGCCAGUUCAAGCUGCUCCUCCAGCCCCGGUCGCGCCAGCCACACCUGUCGUGGCACCCGCUAAUACCGCACCAACCAUCCCUACAGCGCCAAAAGCGAGCAUAUCUGCAGGUCUGUCCCCUGCCCCGCCUACCGGACCCAAGGCGGACCGAAUACCUGAUCGUCCUUCGUCUGAUCGUCCCCUAGGGGAUGUGUCAUACCAAGGGAACAGGCCGGCAACUUCUGGACCUCCACGUAUGGAACCUCCUCCCAAUCUACCUCCUUUUGUUACAUCUUCUCCAAACCCUCCCCCAGGCGCUGAUGUUCCAGGACCAGAUAAACUGGCGCCCAAGGCACCGGCUCUACAUUCCGCUCCACGGCAUGUACAAGCACAAUCUCUUGCGCCUCCUCCACCUUCAACUUUCUCAGCUCCAUCAGGUCCGUCGGCUCCUUCGGUUCCACCAGCUCUGGCAAAGUCUCCUCCCCUAGGGCCAGCGCCCAAACCACGCAUACCACCUUCAGCUCCACAGGCAGUACUUCGGGCAAACGUAUCGCCAUCUUUUUCACGAAUGCCUCACCCUCCAUUCGCUCCAAGAGAUACUUCUCCGAGUGUAAUGCCUCCGACUCUUGGGCCUCGUAGCGGCAGCGGUGGUGCUUCCUCGAUGCACACUUCACCUAAGACAUUGCCAUCUAACAUUCCCACUGGCCCCAAGGCUGACAGAGCACCAGUGGCACCUCGAGCGCCUCCAAUGUAUCCGCCGUCGGACAGGCCUAGUUUCACAGCUCCUAGAGCGCCUAUGGGAGAACGUCAAAAAAGCAUGCAAUGGCUAAGGCCAGGUCUCGUACCCAACCGAAAUACCGUCCUGAGCAAGCGGGAGUUUCCUUACGAAGAUCGUGAACGAGCCUUUGGUACUGCUCCCAAGGCCCCAAGGCUCGAGAACAGCGUUUCCGUUUCACAAUCGCAGCGCACCCAUCAAGCUAAAUCAGAGUCUCCGACGUUUUCGCGAACAUCUACCGAAUCAGAAAAGCCUCGAGGGCGAGCCGCAUCUGCAGAACGUCACAAGGCGCCAACACCGAACCCUACUUCGAUCGAAAUGAGACGUCACUCCGAUGUUUUUAUGCCAGAUGCAUCUCCGCGCCCAGUUCAGCCGCCUGCAUCAGCUGCGUCAUCUGUCCCAGAGGCGUUGCAGGACUCGGACGACGACCUCGACCUCGACGAAGAUGAUUUCGCAGAAUCUGAAACGAAAUAUAAUCGAGAAAGGUCACUUCUUGAAGCUAGGAGGGUGGAUCUGAGUGCACCCCAUCUUCGCGCGACGAGCCCUUUGCAAGAAAUCAUAUUGUUGUCAUGCUUGACUGCUGAUCAUCUACCUCGAGAGGAGCCUGAACCACAUCCUGCUGUCCAAACACAACCUCUGUCUCAGGCUCAAGAAGUUUCUCCAUCCUCCCCUGGACAGCCUGAUUUGGAGAAGGCAACUGCAGAGCUUCCAACGCCAAGAGCAGAAGAGUCAUGCGAGGAGGAUGUUGUCAUGGAAGUGAAGGAAGAGAACGAAGACAGAGAGGUCAAAGGAGAGAGGUCGAUUGCACCGGCGACGGUAGCAUUACGAUUACGGCGUGAGCGCUCUACAGAGCUAGAGGAGAUGCCAGACGUGAGAACUCUGCCCUAUCUAGGCUCAGGGCCACCAACACCGUUGUCCGACAUAGAACAAGAUCGACCAGACAUCUCCGACACGGUUCUGCUUGCUAUUCGUGACAGGUUGCGAAAAAGCUUGGAGCCGGAACUGGAUACGGAGCAAACUUUGAGACAAUACGCUGCAGCAUACAAACAGUGGCGACUUUCCAUUCAUCCUUGGGAUGAAGAGCGUGAGCAGGAUGAGCAGGAGAGACAGCCAUCAGCGGAGCCUGGACUGAAAGCAACGACGCCAGAUGUUCAAAGCGCUGCUUUGGCUGGCCUUCUAGACGCACAGUCAGCGCCAACAGGCCGUAGAGGUCACUCCAGUCGAUGGGCAACGGAACUGGACUUUGAACAGGUUCUAAAGGAGUCUCUGAAGACUGCUGAAGAGGAGAGAAUGGGGAAAAGAGAGCAGGAACCAAAGCGAGCUAUGGCUGACCCAGAAAAAGAAGCAUUCCUCCCGCGGGAACUCACUGUGUCCGAAGCGCGACGGCGGCAAUUUAUAGACACCAACUUCCAGCGGGAACCUGGUUCAGGAAUUUUCGCGUUUCACUACGAACCACCGGAGGACGACUUCACGCCGGAGGAGCAUCGCGUUAUGGUUCACAACUACAAAGAUCAAUACGCGAAGAAGUGGGGCAAGUUGGCGGAGAUUCUGUACAAAGAGGUCGGGACAGAGCGGACGUAUAAGGAUUGCAUCAACCACUACUACGCUACAAAAUGGGGCAAGGAGUACAAAGGUAAACUCAAAGGAAGACGAGGGGGGGCUAGGAAGAGAGGUGGAGCAACCGGUCGUGGCCGCGGAGCCAUUGCUAAUAUGGAUCGGCCUGAAGCCUCCGGAGAAGACGGACUACCUUUGGCUCUCACAGAGUCGGGACGACCCAAACGCUCCGCAGCCCCAACUUUUGGUGGUAUGGAGAUUGAAUUCGACACAUCCGUUACUGUACAUACUCCAGGACGACCUCGUCGCCCGACAGAUGCUGACGGAGCACAGGAGAAAGCUAGCAGGCGUGGCAAGGUCAAAGAGAAAGUCGGCCGCAAGGCAAAGAACUUACUUCCGGCGGCUGUUCCUGCAGGAUCACCUGUGAAGAUCGAUCGGAAGGAGAAGGCAUUUGGAGUCAAAAUGGAGGACGAGUAUGGCAAACGACCGCUGGAUGAAAUGCCGAUGCCUGUUCACACCGGUUUCAUCGAGGAUCCAAUGUUGCUCUCCGGUGAUCCGCUGGCCCUGUCGGGGUUCGUCCCUGGCAUGAUGGAGCGACCUAAGACGCAGGCCACUGCGAGACCUGGUCCAAGUAGCUACUGGUCAGUCUCUGAACUACAAGAUUUCGAUAAGUAUGUUGAGCACUUUGGUACUGACUGGUUGGCGAUCGCAAAUCACAUGGGCACGAAGACGCACACGAUGAUUAAAAAUCAAUACUUGCGUCAUGUUGAGAGUGGGAAGGCGGAGCUCGAGCAAAAAGCUCAAGAAGCUGAUCGGAAAAGAGAGAGGGGCGACAAUCUGGGACCUCCGCCAAUGCCCACACCUGCGCCCAAAAGACGGUAUGAGAGUACGCAGCCACCGCUUCCUCGUAACCUCGCGCCUACACCUGAGUUGCACAACUCUCCCCUCUCAAACCCACUUUCGCUACCAAAGCUCUCGCCUCCGCAUUCUACUUCUUCUGCGAGAUUCUCAGCCAUUGCUCAAGCCCCUAUCCCAAGCAAGGCUCUUGUAGCUGCUCACGGAAACCCUUCCUUGGUAGACACAAGCCUCUCAUCUGUGCCUUCAAUGGUACAACAACAGUCACCUCCACCUCCACCCCCGCGGAGUCAGCCACAGCAUCGUCACCAACAUACAUUGUCUCAGCACAAGCCACACCCACCUGGACCUCGCGCUGGCUACUUUUCGGAUGACCUGCCUCCUCGUAUGGAAAGCCGACCUCCCUCACAAUCAUCAUCCAUCAACAACUCGCAUCGGCCCCUACAGCAUCACAUGCAAACCCAAAGCCGUACACAGGAGCAGCAUCAACCACCGAUAUUCCGUACGAUGAGUCACCAAGAGCGAGAGAAUCGAGUAAGGUCUGAGCUACAACAAGAACAAGAAGCGCAACAACGGUAUCAGCAGCAGCAGCAUCACGCUCGGCGCAUAUCUCAAGAGAUGCACCACCACAGGCCGUUCCCUCCAAGUGGCCCCACACCACUUAUGGCUCCGGUACGUUCGAAUUCGAGUUCGAAUGUGAAGUCUCCAGAACAUCGAUCACUGUCAUACUCACACUCACGCCACAUUUCACAGUCUCAAGAGAUGGGCCCUCAAGUACACGGCACACAUCCCGGGGCACAGCAAUUCCCGUUGCGCUCUGCAAUCUUGACCCCACCUGUGAAAGAAGAGUCAAGGCAUCCUCCGGUAUCCGCGCCCCCGCAAGUGCAACCACCGCAUCUGUUACCAUCCCAGCAUCAACUUCAUCCGCAGUUCGGUCAAUCUCCGAUGCAAAACACACCACCGCCUCCUGCGCCGAAGCCUGCGGCAGAAGCAAGAAAGUCCAACUUGAUGUCACUGCUCAAUGAUCCAGAGCCCGAAGAGCCGCGGCGCAAGAAACCCAAUGACCAAGGCCCUCCAUCGCAUAGCACGACUCCCCAGCAACAGAUGCCAAUUGCCCCUCCGCCGGUUGCACAAUCGCUUCCUCCGCGACGUGACCCCUAUGCAGAUUCUGUCACUACCCAGCCUCCUUACAAUCGGUCUUCUUACGUGCAACAAACUUCCUUGCCUUCUGCAGCACCUAACCGGUUGGUAGAUUUGGGCAAUGACCAGACAUCGGGGAGCAGACCGGGCAUACGAGAGACUUGGCAGCAACGGCAACAGUUCCUUCCGACUCAAAGCCAGACACAGCAGCAAGCAUCGGUUUCCUCUUCGCACUCAGGGAUGGCCCAAUCUCAUUUCGGUGACCCAAGAUCGUUCGCCAACCAUCGUGCGGUCUUUGCUCCGCUCAACGCUCGACACAAUCCAUCGCCACCUCCGAGCGCGCCUCUCAGCGCGUACAGCAACUCACCUCAUUUACACUCACGGACACCGAGCUUAAGUGGUCAGUCUAUGCAAUCAUCACGCCACGGCCCUCCCAGCGCGAGUUCGGCACAGCAUCCUCAGGCGACACCCGGUUCCACAUCUCAAAUCCUGCAACCAAAUCCAUAUGCCCAGGUCGAUCCACCUGGGAGUAGUGCACCACCUGCUGGCCCCAUGGGCAUGCGUCCUAGCCCUCAUCUUCACACGACUCAUGUGGCACAGCAGAGAGAUGUCUCCAGUAGGAAUGAGCACUCGCAGAUGCAAAAUGCGAAUCUCUCUUACUCUAACCCUCAGACACCGAAGGAAGCUCCCGCUAAGCCGAUGCGUAUUCCGAACAGCAUGGCCGAAUCCUAUCGUCCUCGUGAUCUUCGAGAAGCUCUUCACGAUUACGAAUCUCGGAACUCGGAUCGGGACACGAGUCGCGAGCUAUCCCAGAAAACUGACUUCCUCCUCCGUGAACAAAUGUCAAACCAACAACUUCGCUCCAACGGUCCGCCGCCAAUGCACGACGAGCUGCGGUAUCAGCCACCGCAACAAGACCGCGGAUUGUUCGCGCAGCGCUCACAUACGCCCCUGUCUAGAUCUGAACAUGGACAGCCGCCACCUCUGCAACACCCCCCGCACUCUUCGCUAGGGACCAACAAUCACACCAUCUACGGUCAGCGUCCUUCGGAAGAGCCGUCGCACCGCUUCAGUCAGCCCCUUCAUCGCGAUCGAGGCAUCGCAGAUCGUAUACGUGAAGAGCAGCAACAACAACACCGGGAAGAAUACAUGAGGAGGGAGGAAAUGCGCGAGCGUGAAAUGCGCGAACGUGAGCGCGAUGCUCAUUUCCGCGAAAGCAUGAUGAGAAGGGAUCCGAGGGCGCAGCCGCCUGGGUCGGGUCCUGGACCUGGGCCUGAUACUAGACCGCCCGCAGGGCCGAUGGACUGGUCGACUUCUGCGAGACAUCCGCAAGAUCGAUGGCAAAGGUAG
Messenger RNA from Dothidotthia symphoricarpi CBS 119687, 6894 nucleotides. RefSeq lists its product as uncharacterized. The record is from RefSeq and is a predicted model, not a curated record. The coding region runs from base 1 to 6894 and encodes 2297 amino acids. Lineage: Eukaryota; Fungi; Ascomycota; Dothideomycetes; Pleosporales; Dothidotthiaceae. Gene Ontology annotation, biological process: regulation of transcription by RNA polymerase II. The transcript has a single exon. Gene Ontology annotation, cellular component: Set3 complex.